This is a messenger RNA of Nasonia vitripennis (jewel wasp), 707 nucleotides long. Its product is annotated as succinate dehydrogenase assembly factor 4, mitochondrial. Lineage: Eukaryota; Metazoa; Arthropoda; Insecta; Hymenoptera; Pteromalidae. Gene Ontology annotation, cellular component: mitochondrion. Bases 190 to 588 code for a protein of 132 amino acids. Gene Ontology annotation, biological process: mitochondrial respiratory chain complex II assembly. The transcript has 5 exons. The record is from RefSeq and is a predicted model, not a curated record.
AGCACUUAGACACCAUGCAACAGCGCUGUGAUUGCAAGGUGUUGCAGACUACAACUGACGGUUUAUGUAAAUAAUAUAAUUUAAGGAAAUAGUUAACGAACUUUCAAGUGUUUGACAGUAGAACCAAAUUAUUUAAGGUAUUCAAGAGCAGUUGAGAAAUUUUGUCAUUGCUUUUGUGGUAAUUUCAAUAUGAUAAGGAUAGGUAGAUGCGUGUGUCAAAGUUCAGGCAGUUUUUAUAAAGGUAGUAUCAGACUCAAUUCUUCAACAAAUAAAGGCGAGAAGUCAGAGGAAAGUGCUCGAUUGAAAGAAUUUCGAAAGAAGCUCCAACAAAAGGCCCCAUUGGGAACUAUGGGUCUGAAGGAGUCAACGGUAGAAGAAAUGCCAGGUUCACAGAAACUGCGAGCAAAGGCUCCUUUUGACAAAUUGGAGGAACUGGAAGAGGGCAAGCACCCGUAUCAAGAGAAAGAGCCAUUGGAGCCUUUUCCUGAUAACAUAAAUCCAGUGACAGGAGAGAGCAACGGACCCAAGGGUCCUGAGCCAACUCGCUACGGAGAUUGGGAGAGAAAAGGCCGCGUGACAGACUUUUGACAAGUUGAUACAUAGACCUGUCGCGUGUUUCACAUUCUUGUAAAUAUUGUCACAUAGUCGAGAUGACUUUUUUUGUACAUAGAGAUAAGUUGUAAUAAAUGAUGAUGUUAAAUGCUUAA